Molecule: messenger RNA, 1157 nt
Organism: Labrus mixtus (cuckoo wrasse)
Lineage: Eukaryota; Metazoa; Chordata; Actinopteri; Labriformes; Labridae
Product: cytochrome c oxidase assembly factor 1 homolog
Exons: 5
Coding region: 67-504 (145 amino acids)
Biological process (GO): mitochondrial respiratory chain complex IV assembly; mitochondrial respiratory chain complex I assembly
Cellular component (GO): mitochondrial inner membrane
Source: RefSeq, a predicted model, not a curated record
AAGAAGAAGAAGAAGAAUGCGCAUGUUGAGGAGCAAAAAGAGACGAUUGAAAGGAAGGAAGCAAAGAUGAGGGUUUCCACGAGUCACCUGCAGCAGCUCACCAUCUUCACCACCCUGCUGACCGGAGGAGGGAUGGGCACCAUGUACUACCUUCAGCAGAAGAGAUUCAGUGAGUCGGACUAUCACCAAAUGGCUCUACAGAAAUUAGAAGAUUGUCCGGUUGCCAUGGAGAGCCUGGGGGCCCCGCCUUUAAAAGUCCACAACAUCCAUCUAACUGACAGACAUAACCGAGUAGACCUGCACGCUUCACAGAUAAAGAUUCCUGUGACCGGGUCCAAAAACGGAGGUUAUCUGUACACUUCUUCAAUCAGAGAUUCUGACACCAACAGGUGGAGACUGAAACAGGCAGUUCUGAGGCUCCGAGAAGGACAGACCAUCGACCUGCUGAGUCCUCCAUCAGCUGCAGACGACACACAGGGCCUGGACACAGGCCACUGGCAAUGACUGAAUCUAAAAAGGACACUCAGUACGAUUACAUGCAGUUAGAAGAAAAUGAUUUAUUUUGUAUUUUUGUAUUACUUUUGAAAUUGUAAUAAAAUUUCUCUAAGUUACACUAACACACCUAGAUCCCGCUUUUGGGGGUUGAUACUCUACAUGUAAACACCUCAUUAGGACCCAAACUAGACUAUUCAUUCUGAGCAUGCUCCUCAGUUCCUGCGCCAGGCUUUGAUCUAAAAGUCUUGCAGCAUAAAUGCUUAACACAGCAAAUGUCACCUUUUCAUCAAUCCAUCAAUCAAUCAAUCUUUAUUUGUAUAGCGUCAAUUCAUAAUAAGUGUUAUCUCGAUACACUUUACAAAAAGCAGGUAAAACACCAUCUGUCUUCGGAUAUCACCUUAAGUUGGGAUAGCGUGCUCACAUUUGAACCAUAAAGUGUGGAGUAUAUAGGAAAUGUACAGAUGUGUAGACUUGUGCGUGUAAACGUACCGAGUGAGAGAAGAAGACAUCCUGUGUUGAGGUCUAAUUCACCUCAUGAUGCAGGUGUAUAUACUAAAGGACAUUUCUUUGACCUCUGCAGCAUUUUGGAGUGUGAGCAGGUACUCAUGAUGCUCCUUUUACAAACACUCAUCUGAAUUGUCUAUUAAAUUAUUUGAUUCUGA